Clunio marinus is the source of this 354-nucleotide messenger RNA. Lineage: Eukaryota; Metazoa; Arthropoda; Insecta; Diptera; Chironomidae. The record is from the annotation of a GenBank genome assembly.
AUGAGUAAAGCUAAAUUGCAAAGGAUUAUUUCCCAUGAGAAACUUUCUUCAUUUCAACAAGCACUUUUGUUGAGUUGUUCAAUUCAAAUAUCAAUUGAGUUUAAAUUAUUCUCCCUCUUGGUUUCUAUCACAUUUUGUGAAUCGUCAAACAUUCAUCACUCGAAGAUACGGAGUAAAAGAAAAGUUUUUCUUUGCAAGAUCGGUAACGUUGACGUUCGAGACUAUCAACAAAGAAGGCGACGACCAUUUAAAGUCAUUUCUUUUACUGUCAAUUGUAUUCGUCAUAAAAGUUCAACCCUAAAUAAUGAAAAUUUUCUUUCAGCAACAAAUUGUAAUGGAACGCAAAUCUUGUGA